ACUCGGACACUCUAAACGUGUCUGACUUGAAAUCGAGCCUGACGGAGCGAGGGAGGCUGACGAAGCAGUGGCGUUGUGGUGCGAUGGGGUGCACCACCAAAACGUUGAUGCAGGCAAACACAGGCAGCAGAAGGGGCAAGGGGGCAAGGAAGGCAUGACAACCAUGCGGCUGGGGAAUGUGCACACACGAUGAAGUGGGCUGGGUGUGUUUGCCUUCCGCGUUUGCCUGCCUUCUUUCUUGCUUGCCUGCUCGUUUCGUCAGCUGCUCGCUCAGUUCGUCGGUGACACAGCAACAGCGGCAGCAAAACUUGUUUGUUGGUGGUGGAUGAGACAGCACAAAGCAAGGCACGCAUUGAGAUAGACAGGGCAAGACUGGAGCACAGCCAGCCAGCCAGGCAACAGAACUGACGCACACAGCGGUCAAUAUCAUCAGGCACCUUCAUCAACACAGCCAGUCAACGCACAACACACCUACCAAGCACAGCAGACGUCCCUCAAGGCACCAACCGAGUCCUGCCAGCAGCUGUUCAUCCGCACGACCGGGCGCGUUCGUGUUGACGCGAGAUGAACACGGACAUGGAAACCAACGGCAGAGCGGCAUCCAUGUCUUGGGUGUGCAUCCAGACGGAUGCAAAGCAGACGAUGAUCGGGCGCUGCGGGGACGACGAGCCCAGCGUCAACAUCCCCACAGUGCACCCCGGUGGCGCCGCGUGCAUUGAUCGCGGCAGCGUCAAAGACUGGGACGGCCUGCGGUCGCUGUGGAAGCGCGGCCUGGGCCACAUUGGCGUGACCAUCCAGAACCCACACGCCGUCGUCACCAUGCCGCAGGUCUUCAGCACGCGAAAGAACGUGACCACGCUGGUGAGCCUGCUCUUCCAGCAGCUGAAGGUGCCGGCCAUCUUCCUCACCAACCCUUGGAUUGCCGCCCUCAUGAGCAACGGCGCAGUGACGGGCGUGGUCGUGCAUGUGGACGACGCUGCUGCCUGCAUCGCCCCCGUUGUGCGUAUGCGCGUGCUGGAGGAUGGCCUCUUUCGUCUUCCCUUUGGCAGCCGCGACCUCAAAAACCCACAAGUCCUGCAAGUCCUCAUCAAGACGGUCUUCCAGUCCAUCAUCAAGUGCAACAAAGACGUCCAUCGCAUUCUCGCCAAACGCGUCAUCCUCAGUGGCGCAUGCCCAGAAAACUUUGAUGCCAUCUUGGAGGCCCACCUGACGGCCAGUCUGCAACACCACAACAACGACGCGGAUGACGAGUAUGAAGUGCAUGUUGAGUCGACGGCAACGGAAGGAAAGCUCAGCACGUGGAUUGGUCUCUCUAUCAUCGGCUCUCUCUCCACAGCCGUCCACGAGAAGCCAGUCAUCGAGGAUGGCGCCAUUGGCGCGUACAUGACCAUUGACCAGUACAAGCGCUUUGGCCCAGACUACAUCUUCGCGCAGGAGCACAAGGCGGCGUCCGUGCUCGCCCCUGUUGGCCAGGGUGUGGGCACAAUCGUCAGCGAUGCAGAGAUUGCCCGCCCGCCGAGCGACCCGCUCUGGGACGGCCCAGACCAGUUUGUGUGCCUGUACACGGAUGAGCGACGAAUUCUCGGUGGGCGCUGUGGCAACGACGAACCAUGCGUUGCCAUUCCGACAGGAGAGCUGGCGCGUGGCGAUGAGCCGUUCUUUGAGGCCGGCACCAUCGUCGACUGGAAACACGUCUCCACAAAGUGGCAGAAGGUGCUGCAGUAUCUUGACGUGACGACGGGGUCCAACCACGGCCUCGUGUUCUGCCUUCCAAUCCGAUCAACGCGAACAGACGUGCAGCGCAUUCUGCGGGUGGCGUUUGAGGAACUGCACGCACCGCGCGUGUUCCUGACCAACCCCUGGACGGCAGCCCUCAUGGCCAGCGGGUGUGAGAGCGGCGUUGUCAUCUGCUCCGAGUCGACGUCGACGUGUGUCGUCCCCAUCAUCAACAUGCAGGUGCAGGCGCACGCGCUCGUCCGCAUUGCCGUUGGCGACAGUGAUUUCUACGACCAGGACGUCACCAUGGAGGUCUACAAGGCCGUGCACUCGAGCAUCACGCACUGCGCGGUGGAGGUGUGGCCGCAGCUGUGGUCGAGCAUCAUUGUCAGCGGCGGCUGCGCGACGCACGAGGAGUUUAUCGAAAACCUCGAGAGUCAGUUGAAGCACCUUGCGGAAGCAGAUGAGAGCGUGCAAGCUGCCGGGUUGACACCGCAAACUGUGAUUGAGUUUGCAGCGGCCGCGCAGCUGUCGUUCUGGGUCGGUGUGUCCAUCAUUGGUGCGCUCACCGUCUCCAUGAACGCCAGCCCCGUUAUCGAGGACCAGCCUGUGGGCGUGUACAUCAGCCGGGAGCAGUUUGACAAGUACGGCUCCGAGUUCCCCUUCAUGCAGGAGUGUGACGGGCACGUGCUCACCAUGGACAACGCGUCCGAUGUCGAGAAGGCAAUCUACAAGACCACCCUCAAGAUCACAGCAAGCAGGGAAUCGCUCAUUCCCGUCACCAAUACGCACAGCUCCAACCUCGAGGUGCACCAGGGCUGGCUGACGAAGCAAGGUGGAGGCACACGUAUUCUCUCGCGCAAGAACUGGAAGCGGCGCUGGUUUAUUCUGCAAGGAAACCAGCUCACUUACCACAAGAACAACAUGUUCAUCGUCUCACACCCGCCAACAGAGGUCCGCCAGCACGCGACCGGCUCCAUCAACCUUGCCGACGCGACUGCCAUUGAGCCGUGGGAGGGCAAGCCGUUUGGGUUUGUCAUCAUCACUCCACAGCGCACCUACUACAUCUACGCAGCCAGCAAGGAGGAGACAGCAAUCUGGCUGCGCAAGCUGCGCAAGGCAAAGGAGCAGGCCCAGAGCGCAGCGCAGCGGUCUGGAUCGCAGGUCCGCUUGUCCGAUUCCGAUCUUGCGUCACGCACAUCGCGCGGGCGGCCGAGUCUCCACGCGUCGUCAUCCUCCUCCGACCGCCGCUCGCACUCCCGCGACAACCACCAACGGCAGCAGCAGCAGCAGCAGCACCAGAGGGAGCGCGGCGAGUAUGAUGAGCGCAGCCGCAGCCGCGAUGGUCAUCGUCGUGCCGAGAGCAGUGGACGUUCGCCAGUGCCGCGCCCGGAGUCAACAGAGACAGGGCAGCAGCUGUACGGUGGAUAUGGCGGGUAUGCGGGCGCACGUGGGCGGAGGUCGCUUGAGCCAGGUGCACCGGCAUCAGACAACAAGGUCGUGCGGCCUGUGCGACAUGGCGGGAAGGGCGGGUCAGUUGAUCUGCAACGCCGCAAGCUCUCGGAUAAGGCCGCCUUCAUCAAGAGCAGCAUGGUGUGAUGAUGGUGGUGGCGGUGAUGGUUAUGCGAUGGUGGCGAUGUGGUAAUGGUUGUGAUGGCAAUAUGUGAUGGUGAUGGUGGUGUACAUGCGCGAACAGUUUUGUUUUCGCCCUGUGUGCAGAGCAAUAUGUGCUGGUCUUCUUUGUCUUUCAUUGACUGCUCUCUUCUUCGGUGAUCCGUGAAGUGGUGGUUUGCCGUGUAUGUGCGAGCGCGUGCACUGUUGUAGCACCAUCACCCGUGUGCCUUGGUUUUGCUUCCCUGCUUUGUUUGCUUGUUACUUCUUUGUGCACGUGUAUUUGUGCUUCUGUGUCGACUCAUGCAUGGCUGCUGACUUGGCUGGCUGUGCUGUUUUGUACUCUUGCUUGCAUUCUCAUAUUGACUUUGGUGGUGCAUCGGAGAGGGGGAGGGGGCUAGCAGAGAAAGUAAAACCUUUGCAAUGUGUA
Messenger RNA from Salpingoeca rosetta, 3757 nucleotides. RefSeq lists its product as uncharacterized. Bases 565 to 3315 code for a protein of 916 amino acids. The record is from RefSeq and is a predicted model, not a curated record. The transcript is spliced from 16 exons. NCBI's taxonomy places the organism in Eukaryota, Choanoflagellata, Craspedida, Salpingoecidae.